Amoebophrya sp. A120 is the source of this 3118-nucleotide messenger RNA. NCBI's taxonomy places the organism in Eukaryota, Dinophyceae, Syndiniales, Amoebophryaceae. The record is from the annotation of a GenBank genome assembly.
UUCGCUUCUUGUGAUCAAAUUACUUGAGAAACCUCGGAUCCAGUAUCCGCGUACGAACUGCGUGCUGCAUCUACUGCACUUGUGGGUCAAUCAUGGUUCGUAUUUCCGCUGCGUCGUGUAUUUUCCGCUGGUGCGGCGUUGCGAUGAUGUGGCAGCAGUUAGCGCUUUGUGUUGUCGGUUUGUUUUCCGGUCACCUAGAACUAGUACAAGCGGUACCAGCAACGUCGGUUUCUUCUGGAACACCAAGUGGAACAACAAGUGCAGGCACACUACAACCGAGGCCGAGCUUCGCCACUCUUAUGGCAGCUGAGGAGAAGCGGUUGCUGGAAGAGGACAUUAAGAUAACGGAGGAACGUAUCAAAAUGCUCGAAGAGAUGAAAGCUCAGCUGCCACCAGAUUCGCCACUGCUUGCCCCCUUGGAGAAUUUCGAUGUGGACGCGCUGCUCGACCCGGAUGUAUCCUUUUUGCCGACGGACAUACCCGAAGAUUGGCUGUUUGAGAGGUUACGGAUCGAAGACCCCACGAAAAGUCUCCUCGCUAACGUCGUACCUUCCGCAUCUGCAAACUCGAUCCACUCCGGCGGUACGCGGUUGUCGCACCUGCUGUUGGAAGUAGAUGAAAUAAACGUCGUUGGGUCUACUUCCUCGUCGACACACCAGGACCAGGACCGAACUUCGGGAGGUAGCGGAAGAAGUUCUGCUUCUAGUGCAACAGUUUUCUCUGCGCGGACGAUCGAAAACGACCUGCUGGAACAGAAAGUGCACACUGCGAUUCGCAACGCGACCGUCGUGUCGCCCGCGGAGCCGACUGCCGUGGCGGAGAGUGCGAGGGUGUUGUUGAACUACGAAUUGGUGAGCGCAAGAAGAGUGGGUACUAGCGCAGCAACAUCUAGAAGUGAAGAUAGUAGCAUAAAUGCCGGAAGUAGAACGAGUUCUUCUUCUUCAAUAUCCAGUGCGGUAGCUGGCGGCGAGAUCCCGCUUCUGUUCCACAACGCGACCAAUUUCGAGUUUCGCCUGCUGCGGGUCUACCCGAAGCGCGGCGCCAUUGCAAGGACAGGAGUGCGGAACAAGGGAAAUGCGCCUGCUCCUGCCGACCGAGGUAGCAAGAGCGCCGAAAAAUCUUCCGCAUCAAGAGCAUCCUCAUCGGAAAAUAACGGAAAUAAAACUGAUGGUGCAAAAACUACAAAUGAAACCGGUUCAUCUGCUCCUGCUGUGCCCGACGUGGUCCCAGAGUCAAUGUUUUUCGAUAUGUCGAGCCGGUUCGCGUUAGUGUCGCUUGACGGCGCGCCAGUGGAUCGGGCACGCGGUCCAAGCGCGGAUGUUGAACAAGCGAAGACAGAGAAUAGUAGACAGGAUUCCGCAGCCAGUAUUACGAUCCACCAGUUCCCCACGAACCUUACCGGGCCCAUCGAGCAUGCGGUCUGGCGCGGGGAAAAAUUGUACCUGGCGCAGCAGCACGGCGGGUUUGCGGUGCUGCACGUGAACGGCACCGUUUUGUUUCAAAAGAACCAGACCUGCGCGGACGGCGGACCCUUGCGCCUCAGCACGAGCGCCGUGCAGAAGGGCCGUGCGCUGGUGACCUGUCCGAGGGAGAGCAAAAUUUUCGUGUUUACGGAUGCAUUGGGGUCUUUGCGCGACAUCACGCCGGGACUGGUCACCCAGAAACUCGUGGACACGGCGGCGAUCCUGGAUUCUAUCCCGGGAAGACCACUGCGGGUGCUAGCAGCGUAAGUUUUGGUAGUUUUGGACGUAUUUGUUCUUAUUCGCAGCUGCGUUGUUGGUUUUCGAUUUCGUGUAUUGAGUCUUUCCUGCUGCAGCGGCCCAACAUGUUCCAGAAGCAAAGCGGCUCCUGCAAGCAAAAAAGAAUGACAAUCGUGGUUCUUGGGGUGUCCUCCACCAGGGUAGGACUAGAAUCGUAUUUCUAGUUCGCCUUUGCCGCGAAGGCCCGUUUAUUUCGAAUUUUUUAUUCACAUUCAGUUACACGGAUAGUCUGGUCUCCUACACCCUGACGAGUGGAGGUAGCGGCGUGCAGUGGGUGCUACCUCAGCCGGGGCUGCAUUCCCUGCAUCUGAUCAAGAGGCUGCUGUUCGCGCAGAAGCGGAACCCCCGCCGGGAUCAUGACAGGAGUGAUGAGAAGCUUGAGCUGUUCAACAUUACGGAGGACGAGCUUCCUCCCACCGUCGUAUGGACCAAGCGCGGCAUAUCAAGUUAUUCCCUCGGCAAAACAGUCCGGGACGACGUCACCUUGCUCUCCAUCACGGAAAAGAAGGAAGACGGGCGGGGCGGGAGCGGGACCUCGAGUUCGCUGAAAAAAGAGGGAACUAUGAACGAAGGGCGGUGGGGCAAGCAGGACACAACGCAGAGGAUAGCAAAAAUUUACGAGGUGGUCGAUCCGGGUUAUUUGCGAGCAGAAGCAGAAGAAGAAGCAGCAGCCUGGAAUGCAGGAGGCUUCUUUGGUACAGACAAUCACGAUCACCACUUUUUAGGAAGUUGUAGUAUUGGUGUUUUGCAUAUGUAGCACUGCAUACGAGCUGCUUCUCUUGUCAUCAAAAAACCAGGCAACAUUCGGCUUCCGACAAUGCUCUUUGUGGUUCUCGGCGUCCUACUCUACCAGUCUCGGUACGGCUCUCUCUCGUCGCUUCUCAGCUCGUCGGCAGGAGCAUCUUCGUCACCCGGGGGAACAAGCGCGACAGCAAAUUCCAGCCCCUACAAUUUUGGCGGCAGGAUUCGCCCGCCCGCAGGAGGUGCCGCGCCAGGCGCGUCGACUAGUAGCCGUUUGCCGCCGGGAAAUUUUGACGGAUACAACCAGGGCGCGGCGAUGAGCACGCAGGCCAUAGAGCAAAUGCGGGACGAGCUGGCUGGGCUGCGCAACCGCGUGAAAAAUAUCGCAACGGAUGUGCACGAAGGAGGCGGUGUCUUGGAUUGAGCCCAAAAAUGUGCUUAGGAGCAGAGAACUACAUGUACAUGGUUUUUCUCCGCUGCAGUAGACGAAGGACGCCUCUUGACAUCGAGCAACAUCCAGGCAGUAUGUGCUAGGGUGGAGUACUUUGUCUUUCAGGAAAAAUAUUUCAACUUCAAGAUAAAUCGGACGAUCCAGCGCAUUCGGACGAUAAGCAGGC